Messenger RNA from Aspergillus fischeri NRRL 181, 2151 nucleotides. RefSeq lists its product as uncharacterized. Lineage: Eukaryota; Fungi; Ascomycota; Eurotiomycetes; Eurotiales; Aspergillaceae. The record is from RefSeq and is a predicted model, not a curated record. The transcript has 5 exons. Bases 1 to 2151 code for a protein of 716 amino acids.
AUGGGUCGGCGUUCUCGUCCUACAAAAUCUACGAAAGAGCCCUCUGAAGGAGGUAGUGACAGUUCAGGAGAAUCAUUUCGAUUCAGCGUAGGGGAGAGUAAGACGGACAGCAGCUCAGUGUUGACAGAUGUGACUGUACCAGACUCUCCUAAACCCCGUGCUGUUAAUAGUGGCCGGUCCCUGCCUCGUGCUCAAAAUAAAAGCCGUCCCUCGCAGGCUCAGGUCGAUCUACCAGAUUUCAGCGAUGAUCCAGAUGAUGAUACAGAUGAAGACUUGGCUGAUGUCCCGCUCGAUUACGGGAGAGGCCUUAAAACAAAGCAAAGGGGGGAACAUAUCGAGAAGCGCUGGCACAAAUACUGCCGUGUUAAAGCAGCCGAGCCGAACUGCCCCCAGAAAUGGAACAACCCGAGCGAUGCUCUUCGCCAGAUCACCCCUAACGACGUCCAUCGGUUCUUCAAUUAUUGCGGCAAGCUCCAAUGGGGGAUUGAUGGUCGACGUUUGAAGGGUCUCAAGAAAGCAAGCGCGCUCUAUGCGGAAUGGAAGAGUUUCCAGGGCUACUACCGUCGUGUUACCAGGCAGAGUAGCAGCGAUGAUUACUGCGAAGAGAUCAAUGCUGGUCUUCGAAGGCUUAUUGACAAAUGGGAGCUGGAUACGGAUGAACGAGAAAAGACUCCAGUCUAUGUUCAAGACUUAACGGAGUUCAACGAGACAACUCUGCGUACUCAAGAGAAGCGAUUCCAUGUGGGCUUUGAGCGCAUCCAAAUAUGUCUUUUCACUAUGCUGGGAAUAUAUACAGUGAAUCGCCUACAGGCGCUUCUGUCACUACAAUUCAAGCACCUACAGUUUUCUAUCCAGCGAGAUCCCCUUGGAGGACCUCCAAUUCCUCUAGUAGAGAUCCGGUCGAAACAUGUGAAGAAGUUUUUAGGCAUCUCCCAACACAACAACUUCCCGUUACCCAAGAUCAUUAAUGAUCCUUCGUUGAUAUUCAGUCCACAUGUCUUUCUAUUUGGAAUCCUCUUUUGGCUCGACGCCUUUGAGGCCCCAAAUUUAAGGUCGAUGGAAGACCUCAGAAGGCUCCUGGUCGAGGGUGGUCGGCAGCAGUUGGAAUUGCCGCUGAAAUCCAAUGUCGCUGAGCAUUAUAUCUUUUGCGCGGUGAGCGAAGCCGAACAGAAUCUGAUCAUGAAGCACGCUAAUAUUCGCACGUUCUUGAAUCACUAUCUGCCCCGUCACAUCGACGCGGAUAUGCAGAAUAUCAUGAAUGGCCGAGACUCAAAUACGACCCUCAUGCGCGCAAUCACACGGAUCAGUCGGUGGAUAGACAAGAGACGACCUCGAAAACUAACCGACCAACAAAGGGCAUCCAUUCGCGAGCAUCCCGAAUACCUUGCUGCUGUCAGCCAGCGGGACCAGCAGGAGAUAGCAUACCAGGAGAACCCCAGCAGCCAGAUGCUGUCAAAGUUACAACAACUAAGACGUAAAGUCCUGAGCACGUACAACAGACUGUAUGAGGCGCUCAGGAAAAAGACUCAAGAGGAAUUUGAUAGGAAGCAGGCUGUCAUCGACAUUAAACGUCAACUGUCUGGGACAGCUCUCAAUAACGAGGAAGCUAAGGAAGUUCUCCGGACUGAGGAUGAGAUGCCACCUGAAAGGAUUCACCUGAUCAAAAAGCUCUUUUCAUGGCCGACAUCUCCAUCACUCGAAGGAGAAUGGGCGCGUCGGAAUGCGGCCACAAUGGCAGUCUCACAAUAUUGUCCGGUUCGCGAAGGAGGUCCCUUACGCGGGCGCCCGAAACGUAAGGCACCAAGUGAUGCAUUCGACGAUGAACAGCGGCCUAGCGGUAAGCGUAACUCUGAUGAAUGCUGCCAGCCGAGUAAACGACCUUCCGCUCGAGAGCUUCUUUUUCAGGAGGCUGAGGAGCAUAUUCGGACAGCGAAAAAGCCGCGAAGGUGCUUUCAAUGUUUCGGGAACAGCAGCCUUCCUGACAACCGUCGCACUCAGGAGUGGAUACAAUACAAAUCGACUCUCCGGCAUUUCCGAAGCAAACAUCUUGACGACCGCAAAUGCAAUUUCUGCGGAGAUACUUCUGAGGACUUCCUCCAUGAGAUGCAUUUGCGAAAUCAUGCGGCUACUGUCCACCGCCUGAUAACCUAA